This is a messenger RNA of Pyricularia oryzae 70-15, 4586 nucleotides long. RefSeq names its product modification methylase DdeI. Gene Ontology annotation, cellular component: nucleus. NCBI's taxonomy places the organism in Eukaryota, Fungi, Ascomycota, Sordariomycetes, Magnaporthales, Pyriculariaceae. The transcript has 2 exons. Gene Ontology annotation, molecular function: chromatin binding; methyltransferase activity. The coding region runs from base 366 to 4250 and encodes 1294 amino acids. The record is from RefSeq and is a predicted model, not a curated record.
UUCAAAAAUUGGGCGCCCGCUGAACCGCCUAGAUAUUUCUCACCUUGACCAUCAGACCUGAUUCACGCCAGUUUCCAAAUUAGAGUGCAUUCAGUGGGCCUUGUUGCCUUGCAGCUGCUAGUUUUGGCUACUGUUUACGUUUGCAUCCUUGAACGGAACCAACCUCUACACUCAGAUUUGUUUACGUUUACUUUUGCGCCUCGUGAAUCCCACCCCAACUUCGGCAUGUUGCGCGGACGCAGCAUCCAAUAUCUUUGACACUCAAAUCGUUUUUUCGGGACCGGCACAAAUGUGGGCUUUGUUUCAAACAUUCAAAAUUUUAGAACGAAGAGUUUUCUUGUCCCCAAAUUUGUCAUGAUAUCGCCAUGCCACCGUUUCUUGAGGAUUGGGCCGACGAGCUUGGCAUGUCGCCUUGGUAUGACGACGAGUCGGCCGACGAGCUCCCUGACGCACCUGCGGACAUCACCUUGAGCCCUCAAAAAGUGUCACCAAACCGGCUUGAAGGAAGCUUCUUGGGCCAUCGCCCGUCAAGUCAGCCGCGACCGUCUUCUCUCCAGACGCCCGAUGGUAUUCGACGUGCGCCUGAUCGAGACCCGACCGAAAUCCUUGGCUGGAGCAGUCCGCCUGCGCCCACUCGGGAUUUCAGCACAACCAUCUCAGAAUCUGAUGCCGGAAGCCAGAGCGAUGCAGAGGAGCUACCAAGCGACACAUCUGUAAAACAAGAUUCAUUAGUGUCCGUGGAAUUGCCGCCAAGCACAUUGUCGAUACCGAGCUCCAUGUACAAGAUCUACGACCCCGAGACUGAGCAAUGCACGAAAGCGCAAGUCCCGAUCACAGAGGGCAGGGCUUUGGACAUACUUGAGAGGCAGGCACGUCUCAAGGCCAAGCACGACGCAAAGGCAGAGGAGGAGGAUGAGGACGAAAUCUAUCUGGAUGACUUCGCCUUUUACACCUUGGCUCACCGACAUAAAUAUGAACUCUGUGGUUUGCAGGAUCUGUUCAAAAUAGGGAAUACCACACUGUAUUUCAAUGGGUGGCUUACCCGCGGCAAUUCCAAGUACUACUUGGAAUCUGUACCUUUCGGAUGGUGCUCCAUCGGCAAUUAUGGUCUGGAUUCUCCAAGCAUUGACGGUGCUGUAUGGAUACAGUCGAAACUGCAAAGCCGCAAAAAGGCUGGUGCUUGGUACAAGCUGCGGAAUCCAGGGUUCGAAUAUGUGCGACUGUAUAAGCCUUUUCUUUGGUUAGCCGACCUAGCCAAGCACGUUAUCAAUUUUAUUGAGAACAAGAUAUCGAAAAGAGUUGUACCAGAAAACAUCGGAAUUCACAGCUUUCGCAGCGAGUUCGCAAGUUGGCUUGAUCAUGUCCACGGUCUUUCGCCGGCUUUCAAGGCCUGGUUUGAUCAGCACCCCAUGAAGGACUUUAGGUCCGACGUGGCCGUACACGCUGAAUUUUUAUGGAAGGAAGCCAAUGGUGUUCUUGAACCAAAGGUCUGCCGGAGCUUGCGUCUUUUCAAGGAAGUUUUAACGUUGGAUCAAUACCGGGCACAGGAAGGCAAAGACAACUUGACGGUUGUGACGCCGUAUGUCUACGAUUUGUUCCGGCACAUGGAAAGCGGGCACCUAUUAAAAAAGGUAAAUCCGACUGAACAACUUACCCUGGCUGGGACGGGGAAGGAGGCAGGAAGCGUUCCGAAUGGAAGAAAUGAUGACACUAGACAUGUAACCCUGGACCGAAAAACCCUCAUCGAUAAUAUUCGGAUCGGCGAUGUCAUUUCUCGCAAGCCUGACGGCGAGGGCAGCAAAUGGAAGAAAGGCCAUGGAAAUACAAGGUGGUUUGGUCUUGUGCAACAAGUCGUCAAACCUUCACGAGGCGAAACGAGGUUCCAUAUCAAAUGGCUUUAUUCACCCCACGAUACCCCGUGCAAUCGAGGCACGUACCCCUGGCCAAACGAACUCUUUCUGUCGCUCAACCACUGCAGCUGCCAUCGUAGAGGAGACGAUCCGUUUUUAGCUAGCGAAAUCCUGGCAAAGCAUUCCGUGGCAUGGUCCGGAGACGAAAAGAGUUCUGAUGAGUUCUUUGUCCGACAGUCCUAUGAUAACGAGGAACGGCGCUGGAUUACUCUGCAAAAAUCGCAUAUGUUUUGCGAUGAGGAGGCGCAACCCAUCAAGUACGAAAUUGGCGAAACGGUCCUCGCAGGCGACAAAUCCAGGCUUGAGCCUUAUGUUAUCACAGGCUUUUUUGAACAUGGAACGGCCAAUUUUAGGAGGCUUUCGAGACGUGCCGAAGUGGACCCGUCAUCCUCCGCACCACCCAACGAGCUUAUUUAUACCGAAGAGAUCAUUCGACUGCCCGCCAGCGAUAUUCGAAGUCCUUGUACUAUCCGUGUCUUUACCAACAACCCUCAAGUUAUUCCCACACCGUAUGAUAGACGGGGUACAGGAAACUGCUUCUUCAUCAGAUUCAAACUUGAGACCGAUGCGAGCCUCGUUGCGAUGACAGAGGUGCCUCCAAUAUUCAAGCAGGGUUUUUUGCCUCAAAAACAGGGCAGGCGCAAGUCAAAGCCCAAACCUCUACGUGGCUUGGACCUGUUUGCUGGUUGCGGAAAUCUGGGCCGUGGUAUUGAGGAAGGCGGCGCAGUUGAGGUUAAAUGGGUCAAUGACAUUUGGACAAAUGCGAUACAUACGUAUAUGGCCAAUACCAAUGAUAAAAGCGCUGUCAAGCCUUUUCUAGGAUCAGUCGACUUAUUGCUCGAAAAGGCUCUCAAAAGAGAUGGCUCUGUCCUAGAUGGCUCUGUCCUAGAUGGCUCUGUCCUAGAUGGCUCUGUCCUAGAUGGCUCUGUCCCCUCACGUGGGGAAGUAGAAUUCAUAUCCGGCGGUUCACCAUGUCAAGGCUUCUCCCUUUUAACGGUCAACAAAAGCGACGACCGACAAGUGAAAAAUCGGUCACUUGUCGCAAGCUUUGCAUCGUUUGUGGACUUUUACCGGCCAAAAUACGGACUGUUGGAAAACGUUACGAAUAUGGUCAACGCCAAUGUCAGGCCAGAUUGCGAUUACCUCUCUCAAUUGUUUUGUGCGCUCGUCGGGUUAGGCUAUCAAGUACAGAUCAUCCUGGGUGACGCUUGGUCGUAUGGUGCACCUCAACAGCGGUCGAGGAUAUUUUUGUCUUUUGCCCGUGCCGAUUUUCAACUGCCUCAAAUACCGACGAGAUCUCAUUCGCAUACUGCAGCUAUCCCAAGCAGGGCUAUCGGAUACCUGAAUAAUGGUGAACGCUUUGUCGAACGCCAGUUUUCCAGCACAGCGUUCCGAUAUGUUACCAGUGGUGAGGCCAUCGAUGACUUGCCUAAAAUAGGUGAUGGAAGACAAAUUUGCAUCCCUUUUCCGGAUCACCGCCCAAACAAAGAAUCGUUCGUUGCACAAGUACGAAUCGCCCAUAUCCCUGUAACUCCUUACGGAAUUGGCUUCGUUCAAGCCUACCAGACAGGAAGAAUAACGGAGGCAGAGCGGCAAAUCUUCCCGGCAGACACGCUCACAGCGGAACGAACAAGAUGCGGGAGAGGCUGGUCUCGCUUAUCACCAAAUAAGCUGUUCCAGACAAUAACCACCACUCCGAACCAUACGGAUUCCCGGACUGGAUGCCAAAUCCACCCCAGUGAGCAACGGACUUUGACCAUCAUGGAGGUCCGCCGGGCGCAGGGCGUUCCGGACAAUGAGGUUUUGGUCGGCCAAUUCAGGGACCGGUGGAAGCUCGUUGGCAACAGCGUGGCGCGGCAGGCUGCUUUGGCGCUGGGGUUAGAGCUCAGGAGAGCCUACUUUGGAAAUUUGUACGAUGAUGACGACGACGAAGACGCAGCGGCGCAGGCUGUCGUUUCCAUUGAGGGAGAUUUGCAGGUACCACUUCAUCCUGCCAUCCAGCCUGCCCUCGGGACAGAGACAGAGGAGCCCAGACUAGCUCCAGUACAUGUUGCGACGGUGGCCAACGGCACCCUCGAAACAGGUUCACACAAGCUCUCGGCGGCAGUGUCAAUGACGCCGGGUGGGGCCACAUUGUCAGCCCAGGUGCGGUCCCAAGGCGUGCGGGCGAUUGCGACGGCUACCAUCGAUUUGACCAUAGAGGAUGAUGCAUCAGAUAUGCAAAGCGUCACCAGUUCCCAGUGGAAGCGGAAACUGGAUGAGAUUCUCAUUGACAGCGACAACGAGUCCGAUGCCGCCCGGGUACAUCCCUUGAAGCUUUCGAAACUGUCGCACUACUGAUGUGUGAUGGAGAAGCUAAUCGCAUACCCUCUUCUAUCACGACGGCGGUGGUUUAUAAUUAUUCUCAUAUUAACAUGAUAUUGACGAAAAUAGUUGUUUUCAUUACUUAACUCUACAUAUUGUUCGGUAGAACUGAUUUGUUUGGCAUCCGCUCAUAUCUUGUUCAGAUGCAUUUCUUUUCGUUGAGGCAUUUACAGCACCUGCUUUGUCUUUUUUCUGCAUAGCAAAGGAGUAGUGACAUCAUUGUCCUGGAAAACACAAGAUUGUUCUGCGCUGUCCGUUUGGAGCAAGAUUGAGUCCAAAAUGAACCCAUGAGGCAUAGAGCAUUGCGAUUAG